Molecule: messenger RNA, 681 nt
Organism: Ogataea angusta
Lineage: Eukaryota; Fungi; Ascomycota; Pichiomycetes; Pichiales; Pichiaceae
Exons: 2
Coding region: 1-681 (226 amino acids)
Source: RefSeq, a predicted model, not a curated record
AUGCACAACGAGCAUGGAUCACGAGUAGAGAUUAUGUGGUUAUUAUGUGGUUGCGCUGUGUGCUGUAUUAUGCUCAAGUAUGGUACAGGGGAAUCUGAAACCACGGCCGGUCGAUCGACGGCGCCUCGCACGAUGUCCGCGACAGCACCGCCGAGGCGGGCCAGAUCGAUCGCAACGGGGCGAAUUCCCCACUUGCGAAUCAGAUUGCCCACGUUGGUAAACAAUGUCAGGCUCCUAAGCAUCGCCAUGUACAGAGCCGCACUCAGAACCGUCAGAACCGUCCGCCCAGCAAACACAGUGACGAUCCAGCAGCGCUAUCGCGGCGGAGUCGUCGACAGCACCAAGGAGGUGCUCAAAGAUAUCAACCUCAAGGUCGGAAAGACGCUCGCCUCAGGGCUCGACAAGGCCGAGGACGUGGCCGAAACCGUCAAGGAGGAGGUGUCCACCGUCAAGGACAAGGCCGCCGACAAGAAAGACGACCUGUCGCAGAAAGCGUCCGAAAAGGCGGCCCAGACCAAGCAGGACGUCUCGCAGGAAGCUGCCGAGAUGAAAGACUCGCUGCACUCCAACAAAGAGAACGUCAAACGCGAGGUGAAGGAGAACUUCAAGGGCUAUGACAGUCUGCAGGACAAGGGCUCCAACAUUGAGCGCGAACAGCAAAGACCCGACGACGGAGUGUAG